This is a messenger RNA of Caretta caretta (loggerhead turtle), 2757 nucleotides long. RefSeq names its product cytochrome P450 2G1-like. Lineage: Eukaryota; Metazoa; Chordata; Testudines; Cheloniidae. The record is from RefSeq and is a predicted model, not a curated record. Gene Ontology annotation, biological process: epoxygenase P450 pathway; xenobiotic metabolic process. Gene Ontology annotation, cellular component: intracellular membrane-bounded organelle; cytoplasm. Gene Ontology annotation, molecular function: oxidoreductase activity, acting on paired donors, with incorporation or reduction of molecular oxygen, reduced flavin or flavoprotein as one donor, and incorporation of one atom of oxygen; heme binding; arachidonate epoxygenase activity.
CCCCGUGGAGGAGGCUUCGGAACGAUAACACACAAGAACCCGGACACACAGAGAGACAAAACAGGCGGCUCUUCCAGCACCGAGGCACAGCUCCCCUGCCCACGCCCGGCUGCCUGUGACCAGACACGUCCCUGUAGGGCCACAGGCCUCCCAUCAGGAUGGGGAAACCCCAGAGCAUUUCAACACGGUUUUCCAUACCUCACCCUGCAGCUCUACGAGAUGUUUUCCUGGUUCAUGCACUUCCUUCCGGGAGCCCACAAACGGAUCUUCCGAGACCUGGAGGACAUCAACAGCUUCAUCCUGGAGAGGAUCAAAGCCAACCAGGCAUCUCUGGACCGUGAUAACCCGCGGGAUUUCAUCGACUGCUUCCUCCUCCAGAUGGAAAAGGAAAUUCUCAACCCCGCCACGGAAUUCCACCUCCGAAACUUGGUGAUGACUGCGUUCAACCUGUUCUUCGUUGGGACCGAGACCGUCAGCUCCACCCUGCGCUACGGACUCCUGAUCCUGCUGAAACACCCGGAGGUAGAAGAGAAGAUGACCCAGGAGAUCGACCAGGUGGUAGGGCGCAGCCGUGUGCCGGCCGUGGUGGACCGGAGCCGGAUGCCCUACGCCGAUGCCGUGAUCCAUGAGAUUCAGAGGUUCAGCGAUGUUAUUCCCAUGAACCUCCCGCACGCCCUGACCCGGGACACCCACUUCAGGGGAUACGCCAUUCCCAAGGGCACGGAGGUGUUCCCGGUGCUGAGCUCUGUGCUGCGGGACCCCAGUCGCUUCAGGGACCCCGAGAGAUUCGACCCCGGGCGCUUCCUGGACGAGCAGGGUCACUUCAAGGCGAACGAGGCCUUCAUGCCAUUCUCCACAGGGAAGCGGAUCUGCCUGGGCCAGGAGCUGGCCAGAAUGGAGCUGUUCAUCUUCCUGACGGCCAUCCUGCAGAACUUCACCCUCAAGUCCCCCGUGCCCCCCCGGGACAUCGAGCUCAAGCCGCCAGCCAGCGGCUUUGCCCACGUACCUCCCUGCUACCAGCUCUGCGUGGUGCCACGCAGCGGAGGGAGCCAGGCGAAGGAGGAGCGGCCCAAAGAUCGUCCGCAGGGGACAGCGGGGGCUCCGCCGAAUCACACACCCCCAGCAGCCAGCCCAAAUGCAGGGCCUGGGGUGCUAUUCCCGUGAGGAGGAGCAAUGGAAGAGAGGAAUCCGGUGUUUCUUCGAUGCUCUGUUUAUUUGCAAAUGUAUCAAGCCCCGUCUCCCCAACCACAGAAGGAAUCAAAUAACAGGAGGGGGUUUCUUUGCUCAGAGCUCCACUCCUCUUCGCAGACAGCCCUCGGCCCCAAAAACUCUCCCUUUUUCUCCGGGCCACACUCCUAGGGCUUCCCCUGGCUGUCUCCUCGCCUUUUUGCUCCUGCUCUGUGCCUAUUUCUUGCUGCUUCGCUCUCACACAGAGCCACAGAUGGAUAGGAGUGUGCGUGUGGGGACAGAGAGAUGCAUGGUCUAGUUAUUACGUCACCCUGCCUUGAGUGCAGGGGACUGGACUAGAUGGCCUCUCGGGGUCCCUUCCAGUCCUACACUUCUAUGAUUCGAUGCAUAUGGGGGGUGGACGGGUGCACGUCAUGAUGAACAGUCAUAGAAAUGUGGGGCCGAGGUCACUGAGUCCAGCCCCCUGUGCUGAGGUAGAACCAAGUAACCCGAGACCAGCCCUGACAGGGGUCUGCCCAAACUGUUCUUAAAACCCUCCAGUGACAGGGAUCCCACAGCCUCCCUCGGACGCCUGUCCCGGAGUGUCACUCCCCCGAGAGUUCGAAAGUUUGUCCUCGUAUCGAACUGAAAUCUCCCUCGCUGCAGAUGAAGCCCCUGACUUGUCCUGUCCUCAGUGGACACGGAGAGCCAUUGGUCACCGUCCUCUUUAUACCACAUGCUCAGGUCCCCACUGGGCGCAGUCUGCUCUGCUCAAGAGGAAACAGACGCUUUUGUCAACCUUUCCUCCCAGCUCAGGUUUUCUAAACCUUUUCCCCUUUGUCCUGCCCUCCUCUGGACUCCAAUUUGUCCUCAUCUCUCCUAAAGGGCAGCCCCCAGACCUGGACACAGGGCUCCAACCGGAGCCGAGCACAGGGGGACAGUGACCUCCCGCCUCUGACAUCCGACAUGCCGGGCAAUACACCCCACAAUGAGAUCGGCCAUUUUCAUAACUGCAUUGCGUCGUGGGCUCAGAUUCAUUCGAACCCCCGGCGGCUUUCCAGCAGUUCGGCCACCCAGCUGGUUCCCCCCCAGGCUGGAAUUUUUCCUCCCUACGUGCGGUACUCUGCACUUGUCUGUAUUGAAUUUCAUCUGGUUGAUUUCAGACCAAUUCUCUCAUUUGUCGCGGUCGUUUUGAAUUCUCAUCCUGCCCCCAAAGUGCCUGCAACCCCACCUGCCUGGGUGCCACCCGCAAAUUCUACACCAAGCCCGGGCCUGCCAUCUCCAAAUCAUUAACGAACGGUGGAAUGGCACCAGCCCCAGGACCACCGCCAGGAGGGCUCGACGAGAUCCACCCUCCCCGUCUGACAGCCAAGCCUCGAUCAUUUCUGGCUGCGAGUGAUCUUUGAAUCAGAUGGGCACCCGCCUCAUAGUAACUUCAUCCAGGCGGCGUUUCCCUAAUUUGCUCAUGAGAAUGUCAAAAGCCAAGAUCUCUCCCGUCUCCUGUUUCACCCAGAUGCGGAGUAAGGUUUCCUGGGGCCCUGGCAAGUGGGAGGCCCCUCCCCUCCCUUUCCAUCUGUGGUCCCGCCCCCA